UUACGGCUACUGUCGUUACUGUCGUCGAAUCUGAUUAAACAAUACCGGCAUAAAAUGAGAUAGAACGAGGUCAAUUGUAUUUCAACUAAUUAGUAUGUCUCGUUUUUCACAUCAGGUUGAAAAUCCUAUGAAAUUUUUCGUACUCCCAUGUGCUUCGGUUUCAAAAAAUCUGGCAAACUGUUAAUGCCAAUAGAAUUCUAUCUUGCUCUUAUAGUUCUGAUAGAGUGCAACAGAUUCCAAACAUCAAUUUGACAUGUAUUAACUGCUGUGGGAUAACUCCCUUCAAUUGACCGAGUGUGGCUGAGUUGGAAUUUCUUUUGCUUUCUAUUUCCGAGUGGCUAAAAGAUGAGAGAAAAGUUAUCAAUGCUGACAUGUGUUGCUGUUUACUCAUCAUGUAAUGUAAUCAGUUUGCCACAAACUGCAGAGAAGGGGGAAGACCAAGCAGUUUAUCAUUCAGUCUCUAAACUGCUAUAGUCGAUGAAAGAAGUUCCUAUAAAUCGAUCAUUUUUCAACAGCUUUUACCUGUACUAAGUCCAAUUGAAAGAAGACCAAGAUGCCAAACUCCAAAUGUGCAGCGUUCUUUACACUUCUUGUAUAUGCCAGGUCUACAUUUCAAAGCUCAUCAAAUUAUCAGGCAAAGGCUCGGUAUCUUCCUGAAGCCAAGUUUGGCUACAAUGAAUACUCGGAGUAUUCUGACAAUGAAGGAACAGAGAAAGAAAAAGGGCCACAGAUGCCUCAGUGGUCGCAAAAUUUUGGCCAAGGAAUUUCCAUCGAUCCAACUCUUGUCCAAACUGCAUCUGCUCCUGUUCUUUACCCAAAAGAAUUAGACUCAAAUAUAAUUUGGGACCAGCAAUGGCCUGCUGAAAUACAGUUUGGACAGUUAUCUGCGGUUUCGAUAGAUCCACAAGGCAAUGUUGCAGUUUUUCACAGAGGCAACCGCGUUUGGGGCUUGGUGACGUUUGAUGUUCACGAGAAAUUCGAUCGCGAGGAGGGUCCGAUCAGACAAAACACAAUCGUACUUAUUGACAGCACUGGCAAAAAGAUCUUGGAGUGGGGAAGGAGUAUGUUCUACCUACCCCACGGUCUUACUAUCGAUCACUUGGGUAACUACUGGAUUACAGACGUCGCCCUGCACCAAGUUUUGAAGUUUGACGCCAAGGAUAUACCCAAAGACUCUGAGAAGAUCAAGGAACAACUCCAUUCUGCACUGCCACUUGCUGACGGGCACACAUUGAGGGAAGGUGUUAAUGGGGAGCACGGAAUUAGACCCUCACUUGUGUUAGGUGAGGCCUUUGAGCCUGGCAAUGACAACAAGAGAUUUUGCAAACCUACCAAUGUGGCUGUUGAAAAAAAUGGAGACUUUUUUGUUAGCGACGGGUACUGCAACUCAAGGAUCAUAAAAUUCAAUGAAAAAGGAGAGCGAAUUCUAUCUUGGGGGCGAAAAUGGGGAAUCCAAGAGACUCGUUUUCAUUACCCUCCGUCCAACGCUUUUUUCGUCCCUCACGCGUUGGCAGUGGCAGAGGAUUUGAAUCUUGUAUUCGUUGCGGACAGGGAGAACGGUAGAGUGACGUGUUUUUACGCUAAUAAUGGGACGUUUCACCGAGAAUACAAACACCCUCUAAUUGGGAAGAGGAUAUUCAGCAUCGCUUACAAUAGUGGAAAAAUUUACCUGGUCAACGGUCCAGAAUUCACAGCCCCUGGCGCACACGUCAGAGGAUAUGUUAUAGAUGUUACCACCGGUGGAGUUCAGUCGCAAUUCGCACCUGGAAUGGACAUGAAAAAUCCACACGACAUAGCAGUUUCGACUGACGGAAAAUUGAUUUACGUUGUCGAAUUGAAUCCCCAUAAAGUGCACAAAUUUUUGCAAGAUAUAACGAAUUCUACGCUGCAAAGUGGGAAAAGUGAAUCUAAUGCUUCGGUACCAAUUCUUUCUUCGGCUUCUCCGCAUCAUGAAACUCUUCCUCUGACAGACGUGAACUCUAUUGAUUCUGUACGAAAGGGUGUCACAGCAACAACGAUUAUUUUGUCGCUCGUUAUCGCUGCCAUCGUGCUUGUUGCACUCUGCGUUGCCGUUGCAGCCAUAGUUGCGAGAUGCCGAAAAAGAGGGUGUUUGCUGACAGUGAGACGAGCCGGUAUGCACUGGGAAUCUGAUAGAAGGGAAAACUUCAAAUUAUCAAACUUACUGGAAUCUAGAAAUAGCAAAUUGGGUGCUAGUGGUCGCAAAUUUUUUGACAAACGACCAAACACCAGAGAUUUUAGUAAACUUAACACUGAACCGGAGACCUCCGAUGAUGAAAAUGACCUUGCCAAGAUGAUUUAAUAAUCUGAGAUAAUAGCUAUUAACGUUUUAGAAGAGGGGAAUUUCUUACCACCAAAAUAAAAGAGAUAAGUUUAGAGUUUUUCAACUCUAGCCAUGCAAACAACAAUUUGAUGGACCAUAAAUUAUUUGUACGAUAGAGUCUUGGAGAUAUCGAUGCGACAAAACAAAAAUUGUUUCAAAGGUUGUUUGGAAAUUGCUUUUAAUGUUGGUGUGUUGAAUAAACUCUGCUUCUCUAAAUUCUUAGUGGAGGAAGGGAAUUCAAAAAAUUCUAGUAAAUAUGCAUGACAACUCCACCUGUUUUUCUGUUUUUGUUUUUAUCACAUUAUAAGGACCAUUUUUAUGACACCUAUUUCACUGUAAAAAGAAUUUGGAGAGCAAAAAUCGCGAUAAGAUGUAAGAGCUCAGCAUAUACAUUAAAAAUUCCCGGAAUUUUAUAAUUUAUUCAUUGUCAUUUCUGUCAAUUAUCCGCCUGUCGGCCUAUCCAUUAUCUUAACUUUGUUGUUAUUAUUAUUACUAAUAUCGUAUCCAUUAUCAUCUGGUACAAUUACAACGAUCCUAAAGAUUUCGAGUAAGUCAUAAAAUAUCACUCAUUGUUGUACUCAAUCUGAACUGAAUAUCGUAACACCUCCCCAUAUGCAUAAAUCUGCGAUAUUCAAUAAUCAAUAUUGUGUAAGUGUGCGUGAUUAUAUACCUAUAAUCUUAAUGUACAAACACUUUAAUAAUAUCAAAAGUGUAUAUUUUCAAUAAAAUUUGGUGUUUGUACUAACCACA
Messenger RNA from Athalia rosae (coleseed sawfly), 3091 nucleotides. Its product is annotated as peptidyl-alpha-hydroxyglycine alpha-amidating lyase 1. Gene Ontology annotation, cellular component: membrane; extracellular region. Bases 554 to 2320 code for a protein of 588 amino acids. The transcript has 6 exons. Gene Ontology annotation, molecular function: catalytic activity; protein binding. The record is from RefSeq and is a predicted model, not a curated record. Lineage: Eukaryota; Metazoa; Arthropoda; Insecta; Hymenoptera; Athaliidae. Gene Ontology annotation, biological process: peptide metabolic process.